UAAGUACGCGUCUCGUUUUGUAAAAGUUAAACCGAAUACAGUUUCAGUUUCAAAAUCUGUUAUUAUAGUUACUCGUUAUUUAACUUUGUUUACUGAAUGAAAAUAUUAUUGUGAGUUUUUGUUUAUAUACAACAGAAAAGAUGGUGUUUAAAUAUUGUGUUGUAAAUUAUGGAAGACAUGAAAAUUUACGAUGAAUAUUAUAAAAUAUCGUUAUUUCAUUAUUCAGCAAUGAAGAGACUAGUAAAGAAAACGAUAUUGCCACAACUACAGAUGAAGAAAAUGAGGACGCAAAUUAUUUAGAAGAAAGACUACAUAGACGAGCGAACUCCAGCGCGGCAUGGGACUACUUCCGGAUAACGGACCGCUUCCGGCGUGUCGCGACGUGUUCUCUAUGCCGGACCACCUGUUCCUACCGGUCCACGACCACGAACCUCCUCAACCAUCUGAAGAGGGUUCAUGGAAUGAAGCAGGUGACCAAUGGCUUAGGAGUCCGGGUGCUGAAGGGAGGCGGGAAGCUGUCUGAUGAUGAUAGUGACUCCGAUGUGGAGGUCAGGAAACCAAGAACGCUGAGACAGCCGUUCACGUUUUGGAAAUACUUCAAACGUAUUGAUCCAGUCAACAAGGUGGCCAUAUGUCUGCUCUGUGAAAAAAAAUUCUCCUAUGCGUCCACUACCGCCAAUUUGAAAACGCAUAUACGGAGAAUACAUCCGGACAUACAUACAUCACAGACAAAAACGUUAAUGUUAGCAAAUGAUGGCCAGUUGUAUGAAAUCGAUGAAACGAAGCAGGAGCAACUCGAGGACGAUGACGAGAACAAACAAGAUUAUACUGAGGAUGAUGAACAGAAAACUAUUGACAUAGACUCAGUAUUUCUGAACGAAUAUGACGGUAAUAUAGAUGUGAAAAGUAAAAAAAAGGACCGACUCAUUUCACAUGACGAAAAACCUAUUGAUAAUAAUAAAAGAAAAAUAUCAAUCAGCGCGAACAGAAAAAGAAAAAAAGGAAAUGUUACAUUGAAACAAAAUAACAGCCCAAAUGAGAUACGAGAUCAUAUAUACGAGCGGCCGGAAAAGGCGCGAAAACCUGUUAUUUCUGACAGCGAAAGUAACAGUUCCGUUUCGAUCAAAAAACGAUACGUUAACAAUAAAUAUGACACCUUGGAGUAUUUUGGUAAGUAUUUAGUAUCGUUAAUGAAACAGUUGCCAAAAGAGUUGUCGAAUCAGCUGCAGAUUGAUAUAGUAAAACAGGUUAUUACUGCACAAUCGACGUAUGAUAUGCAGAAGGAUACGCAAGGAAAUACUAGUCGUAACGGAUAUACGAUCACGAUUACGGAACAGGUUGAGAAUCCGGUGUCAUUCGUACCAGAUGACUCUGUACAGGGCGAAGAAACUGUUGUAACAGAGUCAACACAAUAA
Molecule: messenger RNA, 1415 nt
Organism: Achroia grisella
Lineage: Eukaryota; Metazoa; Arthropoda; Insecta; Lepidoptera; Pyralidae
Exons: 6
Coding region: 462-1415 (317 amino acids)
Molecular function (GO): DNA binding
Source: RefSeq, a predicted model, not a curated record